Messenger RNA from Paramacrobiotus metropolitanus, 4943 nucleotides. Its product is annotated as alpha-mannosidase 2-like. The transcript is spliced from 7 exons. Gene Ontology annotation, cellular component: Golgi membrane. The coding region runs from base 1122 to 4544 and encodes 1140 amino acids. Lineage: Eukaryota; Metazoa; Tardigrada; Eutardigrada; Parachela; Macrobiotidae. The record is from RefSeq and is a predicted model, not a curated record. Gene Ontology annotation, biological process: protein deglycosylation; N-glycan processing; mannose metabolic process. Gene Ontology annotation, molecular function: carbohydrate binding; alpha-mannosidase activity.
CUGGCUGCCACUGCAAAUAGUGGAAGGAGCGCUGUACGUGAGAGCGGCAUACAGCGCAAAUUCGUCCGUCGGUUAACCACUUCAUUUUGCUAGCCGCAACGUUGGAUCAAAUUACGUCUAUUUUAAAAGUUUAACCGCGCAUCAACGAGACGAAUAAUUUUCUUUUUAUUUGUUGCACUUUGAGCUCACUACUUUUGCAUUCAUUUAUUCUGGGAGUUUUCUGCAGCUGCUCUGACAAUGAAUAAAUGGCCGUCGUCAUUGUCAUGCGAUAAGAGCGCCUUAUCGCUUCGACGUUCAACCUGCUAUCUCCACUUUCCAAUUGCUAAUUGACGGCAAGUGCUUGCCGGGGCUGGUAAUGGACUAAAUUUGUAAGCAUCGUCUUGAAUAUCGUAUGUGACCACACCGGUGUUUGCACUGGGAAUCAAGAGACAUCGCAUACUUCAAGUGGAAUACUGUAUCAGACGUCGCAAGUGCCACGCUGCAGCUUGUUCCGCUGCAUCAGCUGUUUCGUGGAGAGAUUUCUCUUUGGCAUUUUUACGGCCAACUCAAAUCGGUGAUUGCUGAUUACACCACUGCAUUCCAAACGACAACGGUAUAUGCACCUUAAAAUCGCGAUCGCGACACUGUCUCCGAACAAGUGGCCACUUGGAUCGUGGAGCAGCUUGCAAAACAUGGAAUUUUGAUUAUGCCGGUGUAAUCAGUUUUUUUCGGUUACUGCUUCGCCGGUCUCAAAUUUCCACGCUUCCAUUGUGAUCAUAUUUCUUUUCCGGUGGAUUAUUUAUUUCUGUUGUUUUUAAUUCCCCGCAUUCACGCUGGCAUAUAUUGAUAAUUAUAAUAUUCUCAAAAGCGGAUCUGCAUUGCACAAAAAUUAAAGCGUAAUUGUGUUCAGUUUCCGGUGGGAAAGUAAUGAAGUGGCUAGUACUGCCGCCAAAAAUCCCUGAAUUAAUCGGUCAAUUAGCUCGCCGCACAUCCACCUCUAGAGGUGGAUCAAUUUUUUAAUCCCCAUCAUCGUACAAACGGAAGCGCCCUUUAAUCUUCUACCGAGGAAUUUUAAGUCUGUUCCAUUUCGCGCAACAUCCCGCUUAACCACAAUGCCGGCAUCGACCACUCCCUGAUGAAGUAUGUUGAGCAGUGCCGUUGAUCAUCUGAGCAUGCGGCGCCUACGCAGCCGUCUCCUGUACGAAUUCCGCCGCAUCCCCACGCCGCUGUUGAUUAUCGGCGUCAUAGUCGUCCUCAGUCCCUUCGCCGUGAUCCACUACGCCACCAAGGCGCACCAGGACAGCCAGAGCGGGGUCAACUAUCUGCCGCUGAAUGAUCCCGGCAGCAGCGGGAACGGCGGGCGCCCGCGGGCGCUGAUCUCGGGCGUAGGGGAUUGGCUGAAGGAGUCGGUAUGGGAGUUAUCGCCGGUUUUGCGGCCGCCACAGAUCUACGCCGAGGGAGAGGCGCGCCGGGUGGUGUGCCCGGCGGCAGAACGGAAUCGCGGAAGGGUCGAUUAUGAUCUGGCAAAUCUGACGCACACCCUGACGGAUCUGCAGACCGACGGGGAUUUCGGUAUAUGGGAUGACAAAAUGGAGAAGAAUUAUCAGGAUAAAAUGAAAAACGAUAGCCUUUCAAAAGAUCAACUCUUGGUGUACAUCGUUCCAUUCAGCCAUGCCGACCCGGGAUGGCUUAACACCGUGGAGGAAUACUUUGAUACAUCAAUAAAACACGCCCUGAACAAUAUGCUGCAGUUCCUGCAAGAGCAUAAAGACAUGAGUUUUAUCUGGGUGGAGACGUCUUACUUCAAGAUCUGGUGGCAAAUGCUGGGAGACAAAGACAAGGCCGCCACGCGGCAACUCCUCAAGGAGGGUCGUCUGGAGAUCGUCAAUGGCGGCUACGUGAUGCCCGACGAAGCCACGUGCCACUAUUACGCCAUCCUCCACCAAUAUGUCUUCGGUCACCAGUGGCUAUGGGAAAAUCUGGGGGUAGUCCCUACCCACGGCUUCAGCAUCGACCCAUUCGGACACUCCUCGUCCAUGCCGUACUUCCUCAAGAACCUCGACUUUCAAACGAUGUUCAUCCAGCGCAUCCACUACAACCUCCGCGCGCAUUUGGCACAGAACGGCGCUUCAGAGUUCGUCUGGGAGCAGCCGUGGGACGACACCGGAAAUUCUUCGGCCAUGUUCACACAUUUAGCGCCGCACCAUCUCUAUACCAUCAAGAACAUCUGCGGUCUCACCCGGUCAGCCAGUUGCUAUAUGUUUGAUUUCAAGGACUCUGGAUUUGAGAUUGACAAAACGCAGCUCAAGCAGCAAGCUACGGCGCUGUUGGACCAGAUGCGGAAGACGGGAUCCAUUUAUCCGCACAAUGUAGUGCUGUAUAUACUGGGUGAUGAUUUCCGUUGGGCGGAGAAGACAGAAUGGAUCAAUCAAUAUAGAAACUACAAACUUUUAAUUAAUGAAAUUAACGGCAACCCCGCCAACAAGGCGCGCGUCCAGUUUGGCACACUGAAAGACUACUAUGCCGCCGUGGCCUCACGUCUGGACACCACGUGGACCACUCCACCCUCAUCCGUCCCUCGAGUCCAAGGCGACUUUUUUCCAUACGCCGACAAAUUUGAGGAUUACUGGACCGGCUACUUUACCUCACGUCCGUUCUAUAAGCAAAUGUCCCGAGAACUAGAGCGCGAUCUGCGCACCGCUGAAAUUAUGUACUCAUUGGUGCGACUUUCCACACAUUCGGCCAACCGCAACACCUCCUUGUUUGCCGAGGAUCUCAUAGGACUGAAUCGGGCGGCAAUCGGACUGGGACUGUUUCAACACCACGACGCCAUAACCGGCACGUCCAAACGCUAUGUGGCGAUGGAUUACGGUGAAAAGCUGCAGAAUGGAUUGCUGAUGGCGCAUGCGGUAAUUCUAAAAAAUGUCUUUCGAUUGGCACAAGUGGCCAGCAGGACGCCGGUCCAUGCGGCCAAUAUCAUACUCGAAAAUUACCGGCAGUCUGCGGUGAGUUUACCGGUGAAAUCGCCUAUCCGCUUUGGUGCAACCGACAAAGAACGUCGCAUCUUCAUCUUUAAUUCUCUUUCCCGGUCGCGCAAAGUGACCAUCCAUUUGUUUGUGGAAACCCAGAACGUCCAGCUCACGGACUCCAACGGCAAGACAAUUCCAUACCAAGUCUCGCCGGCCCUCAACGACUUGGACACCAGCGGGGAUUUCUUCGACAUUGUUCGCAUCUCUUUUUCCUUAACUCUCGAUCCCUUAGCUCUUAAAGCCAUUACCAUCCGUUCCUUGGGAAAGCGCUCCGAAAAGGUCAGGAUUGCGGAGCGCUCCGGCUCCGUGAUCCGCAGUACUCACCCACUGAAAGGGAAGAUCCCGGGAUUCACGAUUAAAUCCAUGGGUACCGACAAUUUGAUUAACGUUGUCACUCCUCACUUUUCCGCUCACUUCUCCCCGGAAACGGGUCUCUUGGAAGCCGUGACCUUAAAGGACGGACGCCAGCGCACGGUGACGCAAGAGUUUAAGCGCUACGAAACACAGUCCAGCGGAGCGUACCUGUUUAUUCCCAACGGGAUCGCCGAUAUUCAUCCGUAUCCACGAACGGUGCGGGUCAUCGAAGGGCCCCUGUUCACCGAGGUGCAGUCGAUCGGAUCAAAGAACAUACUGCACGUAACGCGAAUUUACAAUACCACAGCCGACCACGGUCGGAUUAUGGAGAUGGAGACCAUUACGGAGUUGACAUCGUUGCCGAAUUCGGAGAUUGUGCUGAGGAUUAGCUCUGAUGUGCGGAGCAAUAUGACCUUUUAUACCGAUUCCAAUGGGUUCCAGAUGAUUCGCCGUUCGGUGUCACAUGACGUUCCCAUGGCGGCCAAUUUCUACCCAGCCACGACGAUGGCAUAUUUGCAGGACGACUCGGUCAGGCUGACCCUGCAUUUAACCCAAGCCCAUGCCGUGGGAAGCCUAAAAUCCGGCGACAUGGACGUAAUGAUUGACCGCAACCUUAUGCAAGACGACGCCCGCGGUGUCGGCGAAGCGCUGCAGGACAUGCGCGUCGUCAAGACCCUUAUGUCUCUGCAAAUUGAAUCAGAAGGUUUUAUUCUCAACGCCCCUUACUCCAACCCGACGGAUGUCUCCAGCAAGCUCAACCUCCACCUCAACCAUCCGCCCUACAUUACUUUUGAGCAGGCCAACUCCACCAUCAGCGCCUUUGAGUACACCCCGGUAGACAAACCUCUGCCUUGCGAUGUUCACAUGCUGAUGAUGAAACCUAUUACGUACCGAAUGGAGGACCGGCGGUUGGGCUUCAUGUUCCAUCGGCUGGGAAUGAACUGCGCUGACAACCGGACGGAUGAGGAUAUUUGUACGGCAGGAAAAGACGGGAUUGUGUUGGACGGAUUGUUCAAAGAUGUCAGGUUUGCGACCUACAAUGAGACUGGAUUGAAUUUUGUGCAACCAAAACGAGAAGUCUUGGCAUCUGAGCCAGUGCGGGUGGAAACGAUGAGGAUCACUGCGGUGACCGCUGAAAUGCCAAUAACAAAGAAAUCGGUAGCGCGUUCCGAUGUCGGUUAACGUCAGCUUUUGGCCGGGUGUUUGAAAGUAUGGACGGCAUAAUUUUUAAACAGGGAACUGCGAUUCCGGUUUGCUAGCGAGAUUAUGCUGUUUUUGACCUCUUCAGAAAGUUCUUGGGCCGAUGGGGAAGGUUGACGUUACCGGUUGAUUCGCAGAUUGUGCCGCUUUAUCACGGUCACGUCCUGGUGUUCGGUUGGCUCUUGGGCUUUCAUUCUUCGGACUUGAAUUUGCGCUAAAAGAAUCUUUUAGAAUUUACUGUUUGUGCGGUCGUAUUUUUCGUUGUGGAUGUGCAUUCAUGUCGUUGAGAGCCUACGACGAAAAGAGUACGUCAGCAAAGUCUUAUUGCCCGUUUAUUGCUUCACCAAGAACGGCCCACAAAUAAAUAGACACCUGUAACAA